AUGAAAUGGAUAUUAAAACAUUAAUACAAUUUAUUAAAAGAGAUUAGACAUCAGAUGUACUAAUAAGAGUAUUUAAUAAUAUCUUAUUAUAUUAAUAAGCAGCUAAAAUUGAAAUCUGAAGUUUGGAUUGUUAAAAAAACAAAUUAAAUUAAAAGAUAGCUGAGAAGGAAUAACUUGAAAUUUAUUAAAUAGGUUUUUAUAAAGAAAUUUCAAAAAGAGAAAUGGAUGGGGUCAAAGAUAAAGAAUGCAGAGGACAUCAUUAAUAAAAAAGUUAAUUUAAUUGAUGAAAAAUAAAGAUGA
Paramecium sonneborni is the source of this 300-nucleotide messenger RNA. The record is from the annotation of a GenBank genome assembly. Lineage: Eukaryota; Ciliophora; Oligohymenophorea; Peniculida; Parameciidae.